Molecule: messenger RNA, 222 nt
Organism: Penicillium concentricum
Lineage: Eukaryota; Fungi; Ascomycota; Eurotiomycetes; Eurotiales; Aspergillaceae
Exons: 2
Coding region: 1-222 (73 amino acids)
Source: RefSeq, a predicted model, not a curated record
AUGAGAUUUGCAUACAGUAGCCUAAAGUCAACGACCCACGAACUUGCCGAGUUCCUAUCAGAGGAAUUGGUGUCUGUGCUCUCAGAUUGGGCGAAAAAACGCAAUUUCCCUGGACUCCACUACUUCGCUGGCCAGUGCGGUGAUAAGUUGGUAGACUACGCCGGAGACAAUCGUGUUAGAGAGACCUGUGCGGAUCAGCACACCCCGGAUGAUGAUCAUUGA